AUGGCGUCAGCAUCCGCUACUGCUAAAGCCCGCAGCCAGAUGGGGCGUGGGAAGAAGGCCUCCCCAACAGGCAAGACCACCAAAAUCAAGUUCGUUAUCGAUUGCCAGAAGCCUGUUGACGACAACAUUCUUGAGGCCAAGGGCUUGGAGAGAUUCUUGCAGAGCCGCAUCAAGGUGGCGGGGAAGUUGAACAACUUGGGCGAGAAGGUGGAGGUUUCUCGGGAGAAGGCGAAGGUUUGCGUCACCGCAGAGCUGCCCUUCUCAAAGCGUUACCUCAAAUACCUGGUGAAGAAGUACCUGAAGAAGCAGAUGUUGCGAGACUUCCUGCGUGUGGUUGCGAACAACAAAACGUCUUACGAGUUGAGGUAUUUCCAAAUGCCUCAAGAGGACGAGGAGACAGCAUAG
Molecule: messenger RNA, 405 nt
Organism: Eimeria mitis
Lineage: Eukaryota; Apicomplexa; Conoidasida; Eucoccidiorida; Eimeriidae
Product: 60S ribosomal protein L22, putative
Exons: 3
Coding region: 1-405 (134 amino acids)
Biological process (GO): cytoplasmic translation
Cellular component (GO): ribosome
Molecular function (GO): structural constituent of ribosome; RNA binding
Source: RefSeq, a predicted model, not a curated record